Molecule: messenger RNA, 5310 nt
Organism: Effrenium voratum
Lineage: Eukaryota; Dinophyceae; Suessiales; Symbiodiniaceae
Source: the annotation of a GenBank genome assembly
AGAGCAUACCCGGAAACUCGAAGCGAGCGAUGGCGUGUGCCGCAUGGACGUGGAUUUGUUUGCUGGGCGGUGCCCUGGGGGCGCCGGCUUGGACCCAGGUCACUUUCAGCGGCGCCGCGCCGUCACGCCGGGAGGCGGCGUGCGCCGCCAUGGACUCCAGCGACCGCAUGUGGAUUUAUGGGGGGCGCAGCGCUUCAAACGACGACAUUGAUGAGGUGUGGCGCUUGGACACGGUGGCGCAAAACUGGACCCAAGUCUCCGUCACGGGCUCCGUGCCCCCGUUGAGCGGCAUGCAAACAAUGGUUGUGGACUCCAACGAUGUGAUGUGGAUCUUCGGCGGCAGCUUGUGCUGCGGUUCUGGCACGUUCUACAAUAACUUGUUCACCUUGAACACGGCGACGGAAGUUUGGGCUGAAGUCGUUGCCACGGGCUCUGUGCCAACGAGUAGAAGAAAGCACACCGCGGUCAUGGACUCCAGUGACCGCAUGUGGGUCUUUGCCGGCGAGCUUUCCGAUGGCACUAAGACCAAUGAGUUGUACUACCUGGAGACAGCAACCCCGAAUUGGGUCCAGGUCACCGCCAGUGGCACCCUGCCCAGUGAAAGGGAGAAGCAUGUUGCAGUCAUGGACUCGAGCGACCGCAUGUGGGUCUACGGUGGCCACUUGGGAUCCUCGACGCUGAGUGACUUGCAGGUCUUGGACACGGCGACGGAGACGUGGACCGAAGUUGUGGCGGCCAACACCCCUCCCAGAAGAUAUUUCGCUGUGGGUGUGGCAGGAUCACCUGAGGUGAUGUGGCUAUGGAGCGGCUACAAUGGUGGCAGGAUGAUGGAUGAGCUGCACUACCUGAGUGCUGCGGGCGAUGCGUGGACGGAGGUGACGGUCGCGAGCUCCAUGCCCACGCACCGCUGGAAGGCCUUCUCCGCCCGCGACUCGCAGAAUCGCCUGUGGAUCUUUGGAGGCGAAGCGGAAGUUGGGCGGAAGGUUUUGAGAGGGACAUCGAGAUGUGCAGGACACAUCAUGAAAUCAAGGAGUAGCACUAUUGCGCGAGCAAAAGGCCAUCCGGGUGCUCCUGGAAAAGGCGGUUGAAACGCUAGAUGAGUGGCCAUAAACAGCGCACAGUGCACGCUGAUCUAAAUCCGCAGAUAAGUACAUUGGAUAUGCGCAAUAUUUUCUCUUGCCGCUGGAGCUCCGCUGGCGCCAAUGGCGGAUCGCAGCUUUCAGACGUGUGGUAUUUGGAUAUGGAAACUGGUAUCACUGUGACGACUAGCAGCGGCACCACUAGCACGUCAAGCUUCAACAGUUCCACGUCAACCACCCACACUUCAACGUCAAGUUCCAGCACAGCCACAUCAAGCUCCAGCACUACGACGCAAAGCUCCAGUGCAACAAGCUCAAGCUCCAGCACCACCUCGUCCAGUUCCAGCAUGAUCACGUCAAGUUCCAGCACUACCACGCAAAGUUUCAGCACCACCUCGUCCAGUUCCAGCAUGAUCACGUCAAGUUCCAGCACUACCACGUCAAGUUUCACCACUGCCACGCAAAGUUUCGGCACUACCGCGACUACAACAAGUUUGAGCACCACAUCAAGAACCGGGUCCAAUUCCAGCACAUCGAGUAGCACUUCGAGCUCCACCAUGGGGGGGACAGCAUCUGGAGGCAUCGCCGAAGUCCUUCUGGACAACGCCAGGUCUCUCAUAGCAGAGCUCAGCUCAAACAAUGUCUCAACCGCCUUGACUCCGCUUGGCCGAAUGACAGCAGUGAAGUUGACGGAUGAAUUGCCAGAGAGCGGCUUCGCAAUGGCCAGUACUGACGGCUUUCCGAGUGUGAUUUUUCCCACAGAGACCCUGCAGAAUGGUAGCUAUGACGCUGUGGUGCUCACCAGCUUCGACGGAGAGAUGGGCAAGGGAGUCAUGCAAAAAGGAGCGUCGGCGACGUCAAGCGCUGGCAAUCCUUUGAUUUUUGCAACCGACGCCGUCGACAUUUCAUUGUUCGGCGUCGAUCUAUCUGCAGCCGAGGUGCUGUCUGCCAAGCCGGUUUUCAUCAAGUUGGCAACGGAGAAUCUUGGGUCGCCAUUGAUUUGUGCUUAUCAACUGGAAGAUGGAACUUGGUCAACCGAUGGUGUGCGCUUGGCAACGGCCGACGAGCUUGAGCAGAGCGGAAUCGUUGACACCUCGGGCGCUUGGUGUGCAACGUUUCACCUCUCGAUUUUUGCCAUGUUUGUGGACGUGCUCCUGGAUUGCACCAACAUCAAUGUCUUGUCAUCCGAAAACCUGCGAGAGAUCAUGGAGCGAUCCGACUGGUGGACCCGCCCGCCUUCGUUGUGCUUGUGGGUGUUGGUUGCGAUCUUGCUACUCUUUCUGGCUGCUGGCCUCGUGCGCGACGCGUCCAGAUCAACCCUUUGGCAGGCCGAGUAUUUCUUCACCGAGGCGCCCGGGGUUCCUCAGACCAGGUGCUGCCGCUGCAGAUGUUCCAUGAGAUGCAGAAAGAGCCAAGCUCCUGAGACUCCUGAGACGCUGGCAGCAAUGAAAGAGUUGAAGAAAAAGGAGCCUUUCAGCAAAAUGCAGGAAAGUAUUCUUUGUCAAAACACAUUGCGAGAAGUGUCCUUACAGCAUGGGCUCCACACGAAUUUGAUCCAGGAGCACGUAUGGGGGGCCGAAGGCUGGAUCCAAGGAAGCCUGGCUCUUCAGAAGUCUUCCGGGCUCAAGGCAGCGGCUCUUCGUGUGAAGGACGACUUGCCCUUUGCAUACGUGAAGGCUCAUAGCUCGCGCUGGCGGUGCUGGUUUUCGGCCUUUGUCACGACACAUCCCCUCUUUGAGAUGCAGCAAUUUGACCUCCAUGUCACCGCAGGCAAACGCGCCAAGAUCUUUAUGGACUGCAUCCUUGGCUCACUUGCUUUUGUAGCCUUGUUCUUCUCUGUGGAUGGUAGUGCAGUUGCUGCCAGAAGCCCCGAAGACUGCCCCAUUGAACAGACGUCUUUCCUUUGGCUUAUCUUCGUAUCAACCUUCAGCAUCUUUCUGAACUUCGUCCCGCGCAGCCUGUUUCAAUGCCUCGCUUUUCACCGGUUUGUGCAUGUGAAGAGUCCUGCUGAUCGGUAUUGGAAGCUGCGGAUUCACCAGCUCAAAGAUCUCAGAUUCUGGGCUUUGGGUCUUUCCCUCACCGUCCUCCAGCUGCUCAUCAUCAUGGCCUUUCUGGCAAAUCUGGACCCGGCGGAUGAGUGGAAGUGGCAGUUUUCCCUGGUCCUGGUGCUGGCCCGAAAGCUCCUUUUGGUGCCGUUAGUGUCAUGCACCAUCUCUGGCGUUGUUUCCGAGCUUGGCGGUGUGUCGAAGCAUGCGGUGUUCUCACCUCCGAAGAAGUUUGGCUUGAAUGUCGAUGAUCUUGCUCAGUUUGGCGGGUUUCAAUCUGGAAUGCAAGAUGAAGCAGACAAGUCAUCGAUCUGGAACGAGAAAGUUCGGGAACUCGCAGGGCGGGGUCUUACGCUCAGACAGCUGCUUGAUUUCUAUGCAGAUUUGGUGGGUCAGCCUCAGAUGAUGCCACACUUUGAUCCGAACUUGUCAACGACGCACGAUGUGGUGCGACACGCCAUCAUUCCAAGUGCAAGGCAUCUGCGCGAGGCUCGCCAUUUUCUCGUCCAGGUGCAUAGGGCUGUUGGCCACGACGGCGGCUCUGACCCCGGUUGCGCGCUGUUUGUGUGCCGUGGCCAUGAUGAGCCACUUCUCAAGCCUUGGAAAGGGGGCUCAAGUUCACUCAGAUGGGAUGAGACCGUGCUUUUGCAAGAAGUCUUGCCAGAGGAAAGCCUCUACUUUGCAGCGCGCCCACAGAACAAGGAAGGAGAAGAAGUCUUCUCCAUCUUGCCUAGCUCUUCAUUCUGGCACGGCUUAAGGGACGUAGACAUCCGCCUUGGCGCAGGUGUGCUGGUGGCCUCCAUCAAACCAUGUGACUCGCUUGAAGAAGCACGUGCCAUUGUGGAAUCGAGGGAGCUAUUGGAAGAAGACGAAGAUAUGAGUGAGAAUGCCAAGCCGAAUCCAAUAAGGCUGGCAAUCUCGCCUGGCAAGGCCGUGAGUGACAGGGAGCCGGAAGGCAUCAAGGGAUUUGCCUAUGCAACAAGCAUCAAUGGUGGACGGCCAUGUUUGGCACAGAAGAUGGUGACGCACAGUUGGGGUAACAAGUUCUGCCAUUUGAUCAGCGCGAUCUUCUCGGAUGCCCUGGAAGAGGAGACCUACGACCGGGUUGCGCAGUGGUUGAUGUCCAAGGACUUUGAAGGGCUGUGCACCCGGCUGCAGCACAAGAAGAAGCUGGAUGUUCCAUACUGGGUCUGUGCGUUUUCCGUGAACCAGCACGCCGGGAUUUGUGCCCGGGCGCCGCCCCUUGACUCCACGGGCCAUGAAAUCACCGUGUGCAGUUGUGGAACUGCCAAGCAUUUUGAGGGAGAUUUGAGUGAGAUGAACAAGUUCGAUGACAUGAUGGCAUUCUUGAAGCAGCACCAUCGGCAGAACUCGCAGGUACGCUUGGAGCAGGUGGUGGCAAUGGAGGUGGACUUUACUUUGCUCACCAGAGUGUGGUGCGUUGCCGAGUUGGUCGAAGCUGACAGGCUGCAUUUGCAUCAGGCGGUGAAAACCCAUUCCGCAGCGUCGCGGGAGAAGUGCGUGGACCAUUUGCUUCACUUGGACGUGAGGGAAGCUCAGGCUUCUUUCCCGGCUGACAAGGAUUUGGUCCUGAGCAAGAUUGAAGACGUGAAUGUUUUCAAUCGGGACCUUCAAGGUUUGAUGCUGCAGCGUUUGGGCACCUUCCUGGCCAUCAACCAGGUCACCGCCACGGCGGCUGCUGCAUUUGACGACAUCUUGGGGGCCGUGUUGAGCGUGCUGGUGCAGUAAUCCUUGGCGCUUCGCCCAAUGCAAGUCUCACAAAUGCUCCGUGGGCGAACGCCCCCCGGCGCAAAAUUGCGCGGACACCACCUCCUGCGAGGAUUUAGUCGACAGAGUUUCUACAUUCCCUUUGUGAGCAAAUUCCUAUGACUCUUGAGUCACUGACGAAGUAAGUCUCACAAAUGAUCCAUGUUCGGGCGAAUGUGCUCACGUUUGUCCUCGCGAGUUCAAGCUUUGUGCGGACCCGACCUCCUGUAAGGAUGCAGUCGGAAGAGUUUUCUACAUUUGCUCUGUGAGUAAACUCCGAAGCAAGUCUCAGAAAUGGUCCAUGUUCGGGCGGACCCGUGUGGACAAUCCCCUGUUUUCCUUUCGGGCGCCACCGGUGUCUGUACUAGCUGGAACGUGGAGCUAAGCUCCUUCCUGCCAAACAUCGCAUGCCUGAUGUC